Molecule: messenger RNA, 2120 nt
Organism: Spinacia oleracea (spinach)
Lineage: Eukaryota; Viridiplantae; Streptophyta; Magnoliopsida; Caryophyllales; Amaranthaceae
Product: plant-specific TFIIB-related protein PTF2
Exons: 1
Coding region: 339-1952 (537 amino acids)
Biological process (GO): transcription preinitiation complex assembly; DNA-templated transcription initiation
Source: RefSeq, a predicted model, not a curated record
UUUUAUUCCGAUGUUUAGGAUUCAUUAUACACCACUUGUAAAUAAGAAUUUGUGGAGAAAUUUAAACCUUUCAUCCAUCAGGCACAAACCCUCUUUAUCAUUGAGCAAAGAAAUCAUAGAUCGUGUUUGUUCGGUAAAUUUUUACAAUUUAUAAGUUGAAGUCCAAUAAUUGAAAAAAGGAUUUGAUCUGGCAAUUUAAAAACCCACCCCUACAAAUAAAAUAUUUCACAAACAGGAAACGACGUUGUUUAAAAGGCUGGAAAACAAAACCUAUAAAUUCUCAAAAAUCAACAUAAAAUCAGCAAACCUAGACUCUCUUCUCCUCCAUUCUCCACUUAAUGGCAGCUUGCCGAAGCUGUAAAUCGAAGGCACUUACCACCGAUGAAGUCACUGGAGGAACAGUUUGUACAUCUUGCGGUAUCGUUCAAGAUUUCGACGACUACCAGUACACUUUCGGCGGUGUUUCCGGCCCCGAAGGCACCUUUGUUCGUGUCGGAACCGCCGGUGCAGGCACUGAUUACUCAUACAAGGAACGGAAACUCUAUGAAGCAAAUCAGAUCAUUGACGACAUCGUGAAUCGCCUCAGCUUCGGCGAUAUUCGAACCCGGGAGGUCAAGGAAAUGAUUAAGAAAGUCACCGAUGGCGAAUUCGGGUUAGGUAACUGGUUCUAUGUUCUUGUUGGUGCUUGUUGUUAUAUUGUAAUGCGUCAGAAUAAUAAACCAUUGCCAAUUUCUGAGGUUAUUGGGGCUGUGGGGUGUGAAUUGUAUGAAAUGGGGAAGAUGGUAAACAGGGUAGUUGAUUUUUUAGGGUUAGAGUUGAAGGAAUUUGAUUUGGUGGGUUUGUUGGAGAGGACAAUUAAAGGGUUUUCUGGGUUUAGUGAGAUUGAUAAGGAGAAGGUUGAUUUGAUGGUAAAGCAGGGGAAUUUUGUAAUUCAAUGUGCUAUUAAGUGGUUUUUGACCACUGGACGGAGGCCGGUGCCUGUUAUCGUGGCAGUGUUAGUUUUCGUGGGGGCGGUGAAUGGGGUUCAGGUUCGGAUGGAGGAUGUGGCAAAGGAGGAGAAUGUGGCGAUUAGUACUUGCAAGUUGAGGUACAAGGAGCUUUUGGAGGCCAUGGUGGAGGUGGCCCAAAAGUUGCCUUGGGGGAAAGAUGUCAAUGUUAAGAAUAUUGUGAGGAAUGCACCGUUUGUGUUGAAGUAUAUGGAGAUGAAAUCAAUGGAGGAUAGGCGGAUAGAGAAAACAAACCUUUCGGAGGAGAGUGGGGAUUUCAAUUUGGGUGAUAUAAUUGGGGAGUGUUUGGGUAAGGAGGUUGCUUAUGAUGGGAUUGAUGGUGGUGUUAGUGCUGUUGCAAGUGGUUCGGGAUGUUUAGACGGAGCAGAGGAAUGGGAGAAUCUCAAGGUUUCACAUAGUGAAUUGGCAAAUGUGUACUCAAAGUUCAAGGCUGAGUUUUUAAACCGUAGACUAACUAAUAAGAAUGACAUAGUUGACUAUGGAGAUAGACUAAGUGGAUUAGAUGAUCAACUUUUUGAUGAGUGGUGGAGUGGGAGAUCAGAAUUGUGUGAAAAGCUUUUGAUGGAGCAGUUAUUGGAGAAAGAUGUUGGAUUGGAUCCUCUCCCACCAUCAUAUAUUCGUGGUUGCAAAGCUGUUAAAAGGAGGCAAGAAAAGAUAAGAGCCGCGAAGAGGCGCAUUAAUAACAUUAUUAAUCCCCCAAUUGUUAAAUCCAACAACACAAUUAAGCAUAGAAGUUUGGAUGCUCAAUCCUGUAGUAGUAAUGAAAUUAACACUGUGGAAAAUGUUAAUAGCCGGAAGAAGAGGAAGAAACAGCACGAUACCAUUGAUUGGGAAGAUUUUAUCAUCGAGUCACUCCUGUUGCAUCAGGUGAAAGAAGAGGAAAUAGAGAAGGGCCACUACAAUGCCUUGUUAGGCUUGUAUGUGUUUAGAUCUGGUCUCGUCUGAAAGGAUCUGUUUAGAUUCAUUCAAGCACUUAAUUUAUGCUUUUGGCUCAAGGGGAUGAAAUCUGCUAAAUAAGCCAUUUUUGGGGGUAGAUCACUAAAUUGUAUAUUAACUGUAAGAUUAUGUAUAUGUUUUAAUAUAAUUAUAAGAUUCUUAUUUUUUCCUGGUAGA